Cyclopterus lumpus (lumpfish) is the source of this 1542-nucleotide messenger RNA. RefSeq names its product muscarinic acetylcholine receptor M5-like. Gene Ontology annotation, cellular component: plasma membrane; dendrite; synapse. Bases 1 to 1542 code for a protein of 513 amino acids. Gene Ontology annotation, molecular function: G protein-coupled serotonin receptor activity; G protein-coupled acetylcholine receptor activity. The transcript has a single exon. The record is from RefSeq and is a predicted model, not a curated record. Gene Ontology annotation, biological process: chemical synaptic transmission; adenylate cyclase-inhibiting G protein-coupled acetylcholine receptor signaling pathway; G protein-coupled receptor signaling pathway, coupled to cyclic nucleotide second messenger. NCBI's taxonomy places the organism in Eukaryota, Metazoa, Chordata, Actinopteri, Perciformes, Cyclopteridae.
AUGGAAGUAGACCCUUCAAACAGCACUUUUGCCAACACAUCACAUGUCCAGGCGGCUCCCCACAACGUCUGGGAGGUUAUUACCAUCGCUACAGUGUCAGCCAUUGUCAGCUUGAUAACUAUUGUUGGUAACGUGUUAGUGUUGCUGUCCUUCAAAGUCAACAGCCAGCUGAAGACUGUAAACAACUACUACCUACUGAGUCUGGCUUUCGCUGACCUCAUCAUUGGAGUGUUGUCAAUGAACCUAUACACCACAUAUAUCCUGAUGGGUUACUGGUCCUUGGGGAACCUUGCAUGUGAUCUCUGGCUAGCAGUGGAUUAUGUUGCCAGCAAUGCUUCAGUUAUGAACUUACUCGUCAUCAGCUUUGACAGGUACUUCUCGAUCACAAGGCCGCUAACUUACAGGGCUAAAAGGACUCCAAAGAGAGCUGCCAUCAUGAUUGGCCUUGCAUGGCUGGUGUCUUUUGUCCUUUGGGCGCCACCCAUUCUGUGCUGGCAAUACAUUGUAGGAGAGAGAAACGUGCCUCCUAACCAGUGCAAGAUCCAGUUUUUAAAAGAGCCAGUGAUGACAUCUGGUACAGCCAUUGCUGCUUUCUACAUCCCUGUCUCGGUUAUGACCAUCCUCUAUUGUAGAAUCUACAAGGAGACACAGAGGCGCACCAAAGAUUUGGCAGAGCUGCGAGGCCUGGCUACUGAAAAUGUUCUAGAAGGGACGAAACCACAGAAAACUAUCAUUCAUUCUUGCUUUCAUUUCACAAGAGAGAGGAGAGACCUCAGUCAGGCCUCCUGGUCCUCAUCUAACCAAAGUAAUGCCACUAAAACUACCACAAGAUCAGAUGAGGCGUGGGUGAAAGCAGAUCAGAUCACUUCCUUUAAUAGCUACUCCUCAUCUGAAGAAGAGGAGCAGCAUGUUUCAAUAGAAACCCCACAGGGGUCUUUCAAAGAGCAAGGUAGUGAACAAAGUAAUAAGAAUGGACAGGUGAGUGAUUAUACAGAAGAUCUGUACUUUUCCACUCCUCAAAAGAAGAGCAGUAAAAAACACAUCUCUAAUAAAUUUAAACCCGGCUCGAGCUCGAAGGAUAAAAACGGCAAACCAAUGACUGCCACACCCAGCCUGCCGAAAGCAGAAGAGCCCACCAAAAACGCCUCCCCUUCCUCCUCCACCACCUCCAAACCCAUUGACCCCGUCCUGAAGAACCAGAUCACCAAGAGGAAGAGGAUGGUGCUUGUGACAGAGAAGAAGGCGGCCCAGACUCUCAGUGCCAUCCUGCUGGCGUUCAUCCUCACAUGGACGCCUUACAACAUCAUGGUGCUCAUCUCCAUUUUCUGUACCGAGUGCAUCCCCAUGUCCCUGUGGCACCUGGGCUACUGGCUUUGCUACGUCAACAGCACCAUCAACCCCAUGUGCUACGCACUCUGCAACAAGACCUUUCAGAAGACCUUCCGCAUGCUUCUGCUCUGCCAGUGGAGGAGAAGGAGGAGAGGUGACGACAAGCUGUACUGGGGUGGACAAAACCCAAAUGUCAACAAUAAAAUGACUUGA